Theobroma umbraticum is the source of this 1844-nucleotide messenger RNA. It is a transcript of the gene PK1B, whose product is annotated as protein kinase 1B. The record is from RefSeq and is a predicted model, not a curated record. Gene Ontology annotation, biological process: protein phosphorylation. Lineage: Eukaryota; Viridiplantae; Streptophyta; Magnoliopsida; Malvales; Malvaceae. Gene Ontology annotation, molecular function: protein kinase activity; ATP binding.
GCGGGCCAGCCAGCCAUUAAUGCAAUUCUUCCCACCUUGCUCUAAAACUCGCUCAGCCUUCCAACCAUGAACCGUCACUAUUCACUGACUAGUUGCCACUAUUGCUAACCAAAAAAACAAAAAGCUUUAGCUACAAAUUGGUCAACUCUCUCUCUUCUCUCUCGAAUCCUUCACUUGCUUUUGCUUGGUUCACUUUGAUUCUUUGUUAGGUUGGUUUACAGAGAAAAAGAAGCGUUGAAGACGUUGGUCUGAUUUCCAGGAUUUGAAUUGAUGGGGAUAUGCUUGAGUGCCAGAAUUAAAGCUGAGAGCCCCAGUAACACAGGGCUGAGUUCUAAGUAUGUUAGUGGUGAUGGGAAAGAUAUGAGCAGUACAAGCAGCAAAGUCUCAUCAGUUUCCGUGCCUCUGACACCUCGGAGUGAGGGUGAGAUCUUGCUGUCUCCCAAUUUGAAAAGUUUCAGUUUUGCUGAUCUCAAAAUGGCCACCAGGAAUUUUCGUCCAGAUAGUGUGCUAGGGGAAGGUGGUUUUGGCUCAGUGUUUAAGGGGUGGAUUGAUGAAAAUUCUCUUACUGCUGCCAAGCCUGGAACUGGCAUAGUUAUUGCAGUGAAAAGGCUUAACCAAGAUGGGUUCCAAGGUCACAAGGAGUGGUUGGCAGAGGUGAAUUAUCUGGGACAGCUUUAUCAUCCCCAUCUUGUGAAAUUGAUUGGAUAUUGCUUGGAGGAUGAACAUCGUCUGUUGGUGUAUGAAUUCAUGCCUCGUGGCAGCUUGGAGAAUCAUUUGUUCAGGAGAGGUUCGUAUUUCCAGCCUCUUUCCUGGAGCCUUCGCUUGAAGGUUGCUCUUGGCGCUGCAAAGGGGCUUGCCUUUCUUCACAGUGCUGAAACAAAAGUGAUAUAUCGUGACUUCAAGACUUCCAACGUCUUGCUUGAUUCAAACUACAAUGCAAAGCUUUCUGAUUUUGGGUUGGCCAAAGAUGGGCCUACAGGUGAUAAGAGCCAUGUUUCUACCAGGGUUAUGGGGACCUAUGGAUAUGCGGCUCCAGAGUAUCUAGCCACAGGUCAUCUGACUGCCAGGAGUGAUGUCUAUAGUUUUGGAGUUGUGCUGCUAGAGAUGUUAUCUGGCCGCAGAGCAGUUGAUAAGAAUCGACCAUCUGGAGAACAUAAUCUGGUGGAAUGGGCCAAACCUUACCUGGCCAACAAACGUAAACUAUUCCGUGUCCUAGAUAACCGCCUUGAAGGCCAGUAUUUAAUGGAAGGAGCCCAUAAGGCUGCUACCCUUGCUUUGCGAUGCCUCUCCAUUGAUGCCAAGUUCAGACCAAGCAUGAAUGAGGUUGUAACAGCAUUGGAGCAGCUCCAAAAUUCCAAUGAAUCUGGAAGUAAUCAGAUCGAUACCAGCAGGACACCCCGGCUACGUAGGCGAAGUGCAAGUGAUGCUAUUGGUGGAAAGAGUACCGUGGCGUACCCUAGGCCAUCUGCUUCCCCUCUUUAUGCCUGAGAAUGAAAUCAAGGCACACAACAAAAGUAGCUGUCCUCCGAAGUAUAUUCAGGUAGUUGGUGACAAUAUCCAGAACUCAGGCAUAUACUUUUUAUGCUCUGUGACUGUACAGUUCUUGUUUUAGCUGAUGUCUAAAAAUCAAUCUACUCUUGACACAAUUGCAAGUUCAAACCAUAACAAGGGGAAUGUAUGCAAUGCUGUAUUUCGUUUGAGAUCACUAUAGUGUUUGUUAACACUUGAGAGACAAAUUGGAAAAAAGGGUGUAACUGGUUUUGUAUGACCACAAGUAGGUCUUUGCUUCCAGCCAGGUAUGGUGAAGUUUAUAAUCAUAUUAUUUUAUUUUUUUUCCUGAUGCA